ACGACAUCCAUCUCUCUCUCUCACACACAUACACUCACACUCACACUCGCACAGCUGAGGGGUCAGAUCCUGCAGAGACUACAGACCACAGAUAGCAGCCAUGUUGGCUCUUGUCUGGUUACUGAUGAUGAUGAAGAGUGAAGCUGUAGAGGUCAUCACUGUGCGCAGUGGAGAGUCUGUCCUGCUGACCUCAAAGUUGCUGAAGAGUGCAAAGGCAGAGCACAGGCAGGACAUCAGGUGGACUCACCAGCACCUAGUGAUGUCACUGAAGAACAACAAAACCGUGUGUUAUCAUAAACGCUGCGCCAUGCAAAGCAAUGGCACGCUGAUGUUCACACACGUGCAGAGCGCAGACGCAGGAGACUACAGACUGGAGGUGUUUAAUAGCGAGGGGCAGAGACUGGUGGAGGAGGACUUCCUGCUUAGGGUGGAGGGGGCAGGGCUAUCACAAGGUGGCAGCAUUAAAUUGGUGUGUGUGUUGAUUAUCACCUUGGUCUUGCUCGUCCCCAUCGUGAUCUUCUACGUCUGCAGGAAGAGGCAGGUUCAGAGGACAAUGACAGCAGGUCCUCUAGAGGAAAAUGUGUAUGUGGUGAUGAACGGUAACAAGAGCAAGGCAAAAGAUGUGGAGGACGAAAAGCAUGAGAAUGAAGAGGAGUCUCCUUAUGUUCUGUGUCCUCCUCGUCUAGUCGUUUCCAUGGAAACACUAAUCACAGACCAGAAAACUUUGGAUGAAGAAGACAUCUAUGUUUAAAGAUGACCAAUAGGAGCUUACCUGGUGGUUGACUGCACACCUGGGCUCACCUGUGUGAUGUCAUCGCUUGUUGAUCAGUGUUUACUCCUCUUGUUUAAAUAAAGUUCAAAUAUUCAAAUGUCCUGAAAAUUUAUUUUCUGAUUUUGAUUAAAAGGUCUAAAAGGCCAAACUACC
Molecule: messenger RNA, 925 nt
Organism: Notolabrus celidotus (New Zealand spotty)
Lineage: Eukaryota; Metazoa; Chordata; Actinopteri; Labriformes; Labridae
Exons: 6
Coding region: 101-751 (216 amino acids)
Source: RefSeq, a predicted model, not a curated record